Drosophila kikkawai is the source of this 822-nucleotide messenger RNA. RefSeq names its product Cuticular protein 64Ab (gene Cpr64Ab). The record is from RefSeq and is a predicted model, not a curated record. NCBI's taxonomy places the organism in Eukaryota, Metazoa, Arthropoda, Insecta, Diptera, Drosophilidae. Gene Ontology annotation, cellular component: extracellular matrix.
CAGUUCCAACAGCGUUGUCAAGUCACCAUCAACACAGGCAAAUCCAGCGAGCAGCAAACCUAGUCAUGGCCCUGAUCAAGAUCACCCUCAUCUGUUGUGCUUUAGUGGCCGCCAUCGAAUGCGCCUUGCUUCCGGCGGCUGUUCCAGUGGGUGUACCUCUCAACACCGAGGUGGAUCCGCAUCCACAGUAUGCCUUUGCCUACAAUGUGCAGGAUGCCCUCACGGGGGACAGCAAGAGCCAGCAGGAGGUGCGUGAUGGCGAUGUGGUCAAGGGCUCCUACUCGGUGGUGGAUGCGGAUGGAUCGCUGCGCACUGUCUUCUACACCGCUGAUCCCAUUAAUGGUUUCAAUGCGGUGGUGCAGCGCGGACCUGUGCCCGUUGCCGCUGCUCCUGUGCCAGUGGCACCGCGUCCUCUGGUGGCCGCCGCUCCUGCUCCCCUUUUUGGUUAGGCUUCUAGUAACCAUAUACCCCAGAUCCUAGCUAGUACAUAACUUAUUGUCUGCUCCUUAGGAGGUUUGUAAAGUCGCUUAAAUCAAUUAAUAAUAAACUCAGUAAGCCAAAGAAGCAAAAUUAUAGUGAGAAACUAAUGGAAUCCGCCAAUGAAUGACUCAAUUACACACACUUUAAAUUGCUCUGUGGUAAAAACCAAACUAGUUUACAUUUACACCUAUCCAUAUUAUUAAUUAAUGAGUUGAUCUGGCAAGCUCAAGGCUUAAAAUAUGUUUACUAAGUUUAGUAAGUGAUAAUGAACUAAAUUAAAGCACACGCAAAAUACGAGUAUAAUAAGAUACUAAGUGCUGAUUGAUAGUUUUUCAAGAUCAA